Messenger RNA from Erythranthe guttata (spotted monkey flower), 854 nucleotides. RefSeq names its product ARM repeat superfamily protein. Lineage: Eukaryota; Viridiplantae; Streptophyta; Magnoliopsida; Lamiales; Phrymaceae. The record is from RefSeq and is a predicted model, not a curated record. Gene Ontology annotation, molecular function: protein binding.
GUCAAAAAGAUUCAAAACACACCUGAAAUCCCUCUGGUUUCCCAAUUCUCACCACCCAAACCGGCGCCGUCUCCGCCGCUGCCGACGCCGACGUCGACGAAGCCGCCUCAUUCUUCCGUCAACGCCGCGGUGUCCACCUUUGUCGCCACCUCCUUCCCCCCUCUUUCUUCCGCCGCCGUCCCCUCUGAAAUUGUGAAUAGGCUAAAAUGUUUACGAAUGAUGAGAGACAAAAGGAGAGAACUGGAAAAUAUGGAAGUCCGAGACUGCAAUACCUGCAGGAACUGGUUGCACAAUUUCAGAAUGCAUCCAAUGAAGAAACAAAGGAGAAAAUUGUUGCUAAUUUGGGGAACUUUGCUUACGAUCCUUACAAUUUUACCUUUCUACGUCAGCUAAAUGUUUUGGAACUUUUUCUGGACUGCUUAACAGAGCCCAACGAGAGGCUUGUAGAGUUUGCCGUUGGAGGAAUCUGCAAUGCUUCUUCGGAUCCAACAAAUGCUUCAAUUAUCGUUCAAUGUGGUGGUAUUCCUCUUGUUGUCCAAUGCUUAUCAAGUCCUGUUAGAAACACGGUAAAUUAUGCUCUCGGAUCGCUGUACUAUCUGUGUAAUGAAACUACUGAGGAAGAAAUUCUGAAGCCAGAAAUAGUGGACGCCAUCAAAAGGUUUGCUGCAGCUGGUGCAGUUAAUGUUGGAUUCAGUAAUUUGGCUCAGGCUUUCUUAGACAGACACAUCUCUAAAUGAUUUUCGUUUUGUCAUUUAAACCGUGUGGUUUGAUCCAAAUUCCAUGUACAAAAACUAGGAUUGUUUCACUAUAUAUACCAUUUGAAUUUGUUAGUUAAUUUUAAUAGUAUGUUAUUU